Messenger RNA from Cyprinus carpio (common carp), 4494 nucleotides. RefSeq lists its product as uncharacterized. NCBI's taxonomy places the organism in Eukaryota, Metazoa, Chordata, Actinopteri, Cypriniformes, Cyprinidae. The record is from RefSeq and is a predicted model, not a curated record. Gene Ontology annotation, molecular function: DNA binding; zinc ion binding.
CUGCCGCUACAUUUAAUUAUUCCAAACCCCAUGCGGGAUCGACUUCCUACGAUGCUCGUGUCAGCACAUGCGCAGUAGAUCGCCGAAAGUAUCGCUGAUCGGAGAGAACGAGGCGCAGAUGAACGGGCCGAUCGACUGCACGAGACGCGAUAAGGUAUGAUUCAUAACCAGUAAAGACAUGGAUGAAACAUUGGAUUUUUGACAUUUCAUGCAAUCCAAGCUCUUCAGAGCUUUUUGAGAUGAAAUUUAUACUUCCAAUUUCUAUGGACUACAAGUCAUUUUUCCUAUUUAAAAAUGUGAGCUGGCGUUUCAGCAUCCAAGCUCUUCUUGGCAUGGCUUAAAAGCAUUGGUCUCAUAAAUCUACUAGUAACACAGAGGCCUCAAGGCCAGAGAACGGGAUCUGAUAUGACGGAUGAGCUGAACGGGGCCUCGGCUGAACCGGAGUCGAUGAAACCGGAAGAGACUGUGCCGAUUGAUGCAGAUGUUGUUAUUAAAGAUGUGGAUAAUGCAGUGGCUGGAAAGGUGAUGACCGAAUCGCUACCUGAUUGGCUGAAGCCAAUGGAGGAGGAUGAAGAUGAUGGUGGUGAGGGUGUCAAGAGCAGUGAACGGAUCAUCACGAAGACCAAUGAUGACGUUCCAAAAGUAAAACGGCGCAGAGGUCGGCCCCCGAUUGCCAGAAAUGUUAGACAUGGACUUACUCGUUUAGAUUUCAAGAAAGGAUUGCAUGCAGAUCGCCCAAAAACUGAGACUGUUCAUCCUGUACUGGGAAGAACCCGUUCAAGUCAAAUAUCAAGAACUGCCGUUCCCGUCCCAGAUCCAGCCCGCACGCCUGAGGUUUUACCCAGAAAACCCCAGAGCAUCAUUCACAACUCGACGUCAACAUCUCAAAGACCUCGACUCAUCCCCAUCUCACCUGCAGGGGGCAGCAGCCUCUCCACAACCCCCAACACUGAAUUUCACAGCCCUCCACGCCUCACGAGGGUCUCGCCGUUCAGUAUCGACACAUCCGUGACACGGAAUUUCGUUCACACUCCGGCUGUAAAAGUGGGUAAUGUUUCCCAACAGAUUGUUUCCUCUACUGAACCUGGGAAAGAUGGCACUGAGCCGCCCCUUCAGCUCUGGCUCUGUCCUUCUCUGGAGCCCAUCAGCCCUACAAAAACUCAGGAUACAUUCUCAGAUCAGAUUGUAAGUUCACCAAAUUUUCCGGAGACUCCGCUUAAUGGAACAGUGACCCGAAAGGAAAGUCUUCCUCUGCUCAGUGAAUGUGAAAGCUGUGGCGGCCCAUUUCCUGCUCAGAAGAUCGGAGACAUAAUGUGCUACGGAUGUAGGCCUAAAUCAGACAAGAAGCAGUCUCCUCCAAAUAUUGUGUUUAGGAAGGUGGGGCAGGAUCAGUGGGAGGUUGGGAAAACAAAACAUCCAAGAAAACAAAUUCUGAAACAACGUCCUGAAUACAAGAAAACUAUAAAAAUGGAUUUUGUCCCUGAUGGGGAUGAUGAUGAUGACGAUGAUGAUGAUGACUGGGUUACGAAGAAACGCAAUCGCAGGAUGUGCCGGCAGUGUGAUGCGUGUCUUCGUGAAGACGACUGUGGCAAAUGCGACUUCUGCGCGGACAAGCCCAAGUUUGGUGGCAGUAACAAGAAAAAGCAGAAAUGUCGCUUACGGCAGUGCAAGUUUCAGUCAAGGCUUCAUGGUCAAAGAGCAAAUGGAAUGCUAAAACCAUCCCUUCCACAGAGAAGGAGAGAUGUGAAGCCCAAGCUCAAGAAGCGCGGGAGACCGCCGAGAAAACAGAAAUUCAGAAGCAGCCCCUGGGAGAAUGAUGACGAAGUGUCUGACAAGGAUGAGGAUGACAAAGAACACUUGAGGCGUUAUAAGAUGAAUGGCAGGAAAGGAGGAAGGAGGAAAUGGAAUUACAGUUUUAAGGAAGAUGAGGAAGACAUGUUCAUUGAGGCCGUGAUUGAGGAUGACAGAGCGUCCAACACAGAGGAGGAUCCUGAUAUUUUGGGCAAUCAGAGGUCAGCGAUGGUGUCUAAUGAGAUGUACUGCAACACGUCUGGACUCAGUGCUCAGGGAUUAUACUACAACAUGUCAGGCGUGCCGGCGGCUCCUUAUGUGCUCGGAUCAGUACCUCUGUGUAACAGCAAUCCAGCGCCGAUGGGUGAGGAGAUCAGCUCUCUGCCGCUGGGGGACGAUGUGACUCAGAACGGUUUUCUUCAGAUUGAGAUGGUGAGAGUGGGAUCACCACCGUCACAUUACACAGAAGAAGCUCAGGACACAGAACAGCACGUGUCCGUACCACAGCAGGAGCCCACGCCGGUGAUCACUCAGAUCUUCAGUCUGGUGGGAGGAGAGAACGACUGCGACCGAGACCAAGGCCUGAUGGAGCUGUUCACUUCCCUAAGCCAGACCGUGCUGCCCGCUCACUGGGUGGGCGUCAUGGCCAAAGGCCCCGUCCUCCAGCUCCUGCAGUGCUCCAAACUCUCCACCAUGGCUGACACGGUGGUCCAGAUCGAGAAGGGCUUCUUCUACCAGGUCAGUGUCCAGAACCAGCCUCUCCUGCUCAUGCACGCCGUCUACUCACACCACCCCACCUGCCUCGAGUCGGUCGAUGACGUGGUGUCACUCUUGCUGGACUUGGAAGGGCUGGGAGUGUGUCAGGGCUACCAGAACAUCCACAUGGGCUCACCGUGGGAGCCUAGAAUGAGCGUGAGAGCAGCUCUGUGCGAUUUACUCAUUCCCAAGGACGAGGAACAGUGUCCAAAAUGCACACAGCCUGUGGAGGGUUGAGCAUCCGUGUGAGAAUUUACUGUAAGUUUUCGAAUCUAGUAGUUCGAGAGAAUCCACCACCAGUUUGGAAGCUUAUAGUGCAGUCAGAGCUGUUUCUGACAUCGUGAUGAAUUGACAUAAAAAAAUGGUGCUUCUUAAUUUUUUAUUUUAUUUUUUUUAGAAAGAAGUUAGUGACACAGCCUUCAAAAAAGGACUCACAAAACACUGAGUUUUACCGAAAUCCUUUCUUUUCGUUGCUUUCCAGUUGGGAUUAGGACAUAAAUACAUUCAGUUCUCAUUUAAACUACCUCUUCAUUAUUUUAUGGACCAGUUUUAACCUUAAACCUCCCACGUGCCCUUAUUGAUUCAGACGUUUGUGAACAAGUUUAUUGUAGUACAGUGAGAAGCAUGGAAGCUUGUUUCUGCCAUAGGAUAAAAAAUACAAAAUGUAAUUGGGUCUUUUUAUCUCACAAUUCAGGCUUUUUUUUUUCUUGUGAUCGCAAGAUAUAAAAUCUGAAUCACAAAAUAUAAACUCAAUUCUGAGAGGAAAAGUGCAAAUUGUGUGAUCACAAUUGUGGGGGAAAAAAUCUGAAUAAGUGAGAUGAAAAGUCACUCUUUUGUUUUGUGGCAGAAACAAAAAAAUUGUGAGGUGUAUACUGAGAAUUUCGAGAGAAAAAGUCUGCAUUACAAGAUUUGUGAAAAAGAACAUCAGAAUUUAGAUCAAUCAGAACAAUGAGAGAUUAUAUCUCACAGUUCUGAGAAAAAACACUGAAUUGUGAGAUAGUCACAGUUACCAUAUUAUUUUUUGUAUUCUGUCGCAAAAACGGGCUUCCGUAGAAAAGUAUAUUCUGUACUGACUUUGUCAUGCUACAUUUGGGCUUGUAUGUUCAAAUCUAAAGUUGUUAAAACGCAAUUUUAAACCAAAAUGUUUUUUAUUGAUGCCUUACACUGUAAGGUGUAACUUUAUAGCCCAAAGCUAGCACACGUCUUUCAUUAUGUGUGUUAUCACGUGUUUUUAUGCAACGGAAGAUGCUCUCUGGUCUUUUUUUGUCCUGUUGUUAAUCACACCUGCUUUCAUGUGACUGAAUUGUGUUACGUAUGAUAAAGUGCAACUAAUAGCAUUGCGAUCCGCUGUGCAUCUGUGUGCAUUUCUGCUGUGGUGUGUAUUAUUCCCAGCCUACAGUACGACAUCUGACCUGAGGACAUUUCAAUGAUCAGCCUUCUUAAUUCUUCCUAGGAUAAAUCGAUGCAGUUAACAUUUGACUGGUUUUUAUUUCAGUGCAACAUUGUUUUUCAUUCCUGAGUGAUUUUAAUUCAAAUGUUUUUUUUAACCUCUACCCCUGGAGAUCUGUGUAAAAUAAGGUGUAAAAUAUACAUAAUUGCCUGAAAUUAUUUAUAAAUAGAGGAUGUAAGCUAGAGGUGUUUCCGAGAGCAUCUCUGUAUUGUCUGUUUAACCACCGAGUUCAGUUUUUGAAACACUGUAAAGAUUUUUAUGAAGAGUGGGUAAAAUAAAGGUUUCUUUUUUCUUAUAUAGAGAGAAAAUUCUGCUCCUUUUUUCUGUCUGAAGUGACAAUCAGAAUCAUUCUUGAUCCAUGAUGUAAUGCAGGGGUUUUUGAACUUUUUGGUCUAUGAAGAAUUUAGGAAAACAACAACUUUGCAACAUGUACUUUUUGAUGUGGUAACUUGCGAUUAAUGAAAUAUGAUUUCAUGCAAUAAAUUUACUGAAUUUGA